Fibroporia radiculosa is the source of this 1407-nucleotide messenger RNA. RefSeq lists its product as uncharacterized. The transcript has 8 exons. Gene Ontology annotation, molecular function: O-methyltransferase activity. The coding region runs from base 1 to 1407 and encodes 468 amino acids. The record is from RefSeq and is a predicted model, not a curated record. Lineage: Eukaryota; Fungi; Basidiomycota; Agaricomycetes; Polyporales; Fibroporiaceae.
AUGGAUAUCCAGCAAAUUGAAGCACUUUCCUCGCUUAUCGCGACCUCGGUGGCAGAGCUGAAACAACUUCAAGGCGCACUCAAGACUACCCAGCACACAGCAUCUACCGCAAAGGCUGAGUUCUUGAAGCCGUCUUUGCAGGUCGUGGCUGCUGCGUCCCAGCUGAUUGCGCUGGUGCGCACUCCUGAACGUUACCUCAUGGAUAUCUCAACCGGACACCAAUUGAGCUCGUCUUUGCGGGUAGUGGUCGAGACGAACGUACCAGAGAUCCUCAGGGAGAAAGGCAAGGGACCCAAGCGCGCUUUGCACGUCAAGGAAAUCAGCACUUACAAUGGCGUCAACCAUUUGAAACUCUCCCGCAUUAUUCGGCUCCUUGCAACGCACCACAUUUUCGAAGAAGUUGCCCCCGAUGUCUAUGCCAACAACAACAUCUCCAUUGCAUUGGACACUGGAAAGUCGCUGGCAGAACUAAAGGCCAAUCCCGAAGAGAAGUAUGACGGCACUAAUGGUAUCGCCGCGCUGGUCGGUAUAUUUUCCGACGAGACUAUGCAUAACUCGGUAUGCAUUGCCGAUAUCUUGAAAGACCCGGAGACGACGAACUCGUUCUCGCCCUUCGAUGCGCCCUUCUCUCGAGCUUGGCCUGGCACUAGGAACAUCAAGAUGUACGACUGGCUAAAUCUACCUGAGAAUCGCCCCCGCUUGAAGCGUUUCGGUAUGGGUAUGAAUGGCAUGAACAGCAUGACCCCCUCGGAUGCCAUCCUGCGCGGCUUCAACUGGGCCAGCUUGCCGGAAGGAAGCAUUGUCGUCGACUGCGGUGGCGGUGUCGGCUCUGUUUCUUUACCUAUCGUACAGACUUGCCCCCAGAUUCAUCUGAUCGUGCAAGAUACGGGCCCGGUUGUCGCGGAAGCGCCAGCGUUCUGGCAGGCAAAUCAACCCGAAGCUCUGGCACAGGGAAGAGUGUCAUUUCAACCGCAUGAUUUCUUCCAGCCUCAACCUUCCGUAAACAACAAUGUCUCAGUGUUCUUGCUGCGGAUGAUCAUGCAUAAUUGGCCUGAUGUGGAAUGUGUUCAAAUCCUGAAGCGUGUACGUGAGAGCUGCAACAAGAACACACGUGUCGUAAUCGUGGACAACAUUAUGCUGUACGCCUCUCGUGAUCAAAGCAUAGAAGGGCAGGAUAGUGGGAUCUCAGACCCAGAUGCGCUUGCCCCAGAGCCACUACUGGCCAAUUGGGGCGCAGCGAAUGCGUUAUCAUACAAGCAGGAUAUCAACAUGUUGAGUAAUCACAAUGCAUGCGAACGUACUGUCCCCGAGUUCGCCGAGUUGCUCUCGCAAUCUGGCUUCCGUAUCGUCGAAGUGCAUCAAGCGCACCAAAGCUGGCUGCCCCAGAUCGUGGCUGUGCCGAUUUAG